AUGGACGACGCCGGCGCGCUUCGGCGCCGCGCUUCGGCGCUCGGCGCGACGCUCGGCGCGGACGACGACGCGCGCGCGUUCGGCGAACGCGUCGCGCGCGGCGACGUCGCCGGGACGCUGCGCGACGCCGAAGCGCGACCUGAACUCUUGCGCGCUUGCGUCGACGACGAGGGACGGCGCGCGACGCACGCGGCGGCGGCGCGCGGACGCGCGGGGGCGCUCGAGGCGCUGCUCGCGAGCGGCGCGGCGGCGGACGCGCGAGACGGCCGAGGACGGACGGCGCUGCACGAAGCGGCGAAGAGAGGCGACGGGGCGUGCGCGCGGGCGAUACUGGACGCGCGGCGGAAUUACGGGGCGCGGCAUCCGAGCGCGCUGGGGGCGAGGGUGGACGCGAACGCGCGGGACGCGGCGGGAUCGACGCCGCUGCUGGAGGCGACGUCGAGGGAGAUGAUCGCGACGCUGCUGCGAGAGGGCGCGGAUGGAUCGAUGCGACGGGGCGAUGGAUCGAACGCGGUGCACCUGGCGUGCGAUCGCGCGGAUGGGUGGGCGGUGGAGGCGUUGUUGGGGUGCGGCGUCGAUUGCGACGCGAGAGACGGGUCGAAGCGGACGGCGCUGCACCGAGCGAGGGACGCGCGAUCCGUGGUCGCGCUGUGCGCGUCGGGCGCGGACGUCGAGUGCGUGGACGCGCGGGGACACACGCCGCUUCACGCGGCGGCGAUCGAGGGUAAGCCGGAGGUCGUCGUGCCUCUCGCGAACGCGGGCGCGCGGUUGCGCGCGAGGACGCGAGGCGGGUUCUUGCCGGGCGCCACCGCGGCGGACUUGGCGGCCAAGUACGGGCACGACGACGUCGCGCGAUUGCUGGCCGACGCGAGACAGGUGUCGCGCGUCGCGUAUUUAUCGAUGUGUGCCGUCAAUCACGAGGAAGAGCGAAUUAAAAAGCAAAUGAGGCGCUCGAGCGAGAAGCGCGCGGCGCUCCUGUGGGGCGCGCUCGUCGCGGUCGGCGUCGUGUUGUUCGCGCUCGUCGUCGGUCACUUUUGGUUCGCGGGGGCGAAGAGAGAGUUGCGCGAGUGGCGAGAAAUCCGACAGUCCAGAGAAAAGGCGAAGAUUCUAAAGGCGAAACAGCAGGAAGCGGCGGCGAAGGCGGAGCUGAAACGCAAAAUGAAGGCGGAGGCGGCGGCCGAGGCGUGGCGAGAGAACGCUCGCCAAAACAUUUCCUCGCGGCGUUGCGCGAACGCCUCGACGCGUCGAACAAAGGAAAGACUGAAGCCGAAGUGGACGCUCACCUGA
This is a messenger RNA of Ostreococcus lucimarinus CCE9901, 1287 nucleotides long. RefSeq lists its product with no specific name. Gene Ontology annotation, molecular function: protein binding. The coding region runs from base 1 to 1287 and encodes 428 amino acids. The transcript has 2 exons. The record is from RefSeq and is a predicted model, not a curated record. Lineage: Eukaryota; Viridiplantae; Chlorophyta; Mamiellophyceae; Mamiellales; Bathycoccaceae. Gene Ontology annotation, biological process: protein localization to ciliary inversin compartment. Gene Ontology annotation, cellular component: ciliary inversin compartment.